UACAACCUGCAAAGUGAUUGGCAAAAUUGUUCCUCUCUGUUUAAGAAUACCCCAAGCUCGAUUCCGAGUCAGCCUUUGAGGAAAAUUGCUUAUUCCGUGCGUCCCUCUGAGGGAACGUGGCUGGAAAGCUUUCGUGUGAUCCUCGCUUGUUCCCUCGCGUGUGACCCUCGCGCAUUUAUUUUUUCUCGUAUUGUAAAAACAAAAAUCGUCUGAGUCUUCAUUAGGGCAAGAAAAUGUAACCAUCCCCAUAUCUCAUAAAAGUUCAAAUAUUUUUCGUGGUUUAAUCGACAAAGAUAUAAUUACUGGUAUUUACUCUGCAAAAACUGUCGCUCAAGUGCAAUGGUAAAAAACCAUUAAAAAAAUCGCUCGGUUACAGACAGUCGUUUACUUGUGUUCUGGAAAAUUUCAACGAGCCUCCCCUAACAAAUAUUUGGUUAUUAUCUUGUUUAUUUUCGAUUUUUAAAUUUUUUUAUAAUUAUCAUUUCUCGUGUGAAAUUGUCCUUUGGCUUAGUUGGGGUGAAACGAUGUGGUUUGAUUGCGGCCUCUUACAAUUUAACGCAGUUUAUUUUUAGAUGUGAUUUUAGAGAAGGUUAACAAGUUCAAUGAGUCUGAAGUGAGCACAAAAUUUUUAAAAUAUGGCGUAAAAAAUAGAAAACACUUAACUUCAUUGAUAAAUCACAUGGGUUUAUCGCUAAUGUCAUCAAAAAGAUGAAGCCAUGACAGACCCUGACAAGUAACGUCUGAAAUGCUCGUGUCUUCACGUCAAACUAAUUUACUCGUGGCAGACAUAUUCAGAAAUUGUUGACAGCCUUCGGAUAUAAGUAAAGAGCACCGGAAUAGAAUUUCUCGAAUAACUUCUUUGUUGCUAUAGAAACUUUUGUGUAAAGGCGACGAGUCGUGACAAAACGCUCAAUUCAUUGGUCAAAAUCUUUUCAACAUUGAAAAGGGAGCUAAUCCAAAGAGCGUUUUUUACCGUCACCUUAUUUGCCGAGAUUAUCUGGAUGGCCGAGCAAAGGAAUGCAUUUUGCAUGGGGCAUCUCACAAAGACGUGCUAGUUAAAAUUCCUGUUUUUUUUUCGAGAGACAUUCAUCUGAGCUGUUCGCUAGAACCGUAAUCAGACCGGAAAUAUCUGAAAUUUGUGUGUUUGGCGUGAUAACAACUUGCGCACCACACGAACUGGCCCAAAUUCACUCACGCUAAACUUUUCGCAAACAACUGCUACGUUUGCUCGCUGAGGCAAACGCGUUGGAAAACAAACAGUUAUACUUGGCGCUGUUGGAUUACCACCGAGCGAAUGUCGAACGCGCGCGAACGAAAGAAUAGGGGCGGCCAGAUUUUCGACGAAAACAGCAACGGAAUCAAAGAUCCGAAGUUCUUGAGUCCGAAUUCCUCGUCGAAAAGUCUCGAUGUGUCCUCUGCUUCGGACAACGAUUCUUGGGCCUCAGAAGAUUCGUACCCAGACGAGCUACCCUCACCGCCAAUCCAAUGGAAAUCGGAAAUUCCUUGGACGCCUGAUCGCCGCAGAAGUUCUAUCAAAAAACCUCAAUUUCAACUCGAUCCAGUCGCGGUUCAGCUGAACGAAUUCUACGAGAAUCGCGUGCGGAUAAGCUUGGAACGCAAGGAAAUCUGCGAAGAAAUCGCCUACAAUGCAGUGCACAAAUGUUUCCGUAAAAUCCAGAUGGUGGAUAACCGAUUUCGCGCUAAUAGCGUCGUUUCGCAGGGAAUUCCGUACGAUGGAUUACAAGCUGAAGAAGCCAUUCAGAUGGACAUGCUUGUACAAUUGUCCCCUGGAAGAAGUUCAGCCAUGUACACCGCCUACGAUGAGCGGACGGGCGGAAUGCGCGUGCAGCCGAGCUCCGAAGAUUACUCCGUCUGGGAGGACUGCAUAACAACCAAUGGCUUUUUGUCGGCUGGAAAGAUCAACUCACUGCUUAGAAAGUACGUCAAGAAAGCUGUGAAGAUUUUAAACUUUCAUAUCAAGGAGGGUCGCGCAGAUAAACUGCCGAAGAAUCUGAGUAGCAUCUCGGUCGAGAAAGGACCGGUCAUUCGAGUGAUUGUGAAUAAAGACAUUUCGGUCGACAUUUUACCAGCGUUUGUGAUUCCCGAUUCUCGUUCAGAUCCGUCUCGCAGAGAUUGUCCAUCUUCAUCGCACGUGGUUUGCAAACCGCACGUUCAAAACGAGAUGAUUUGGCGCCUAUCAUUUUAUGUGGCGGAGAAAAACCGCAUCCGAGCUCUUAGCGAGGGAUGUCGUGUACAGCUGUUACGAAUCUUGACCGAAAUUCGCGACAAUGAGGAUCAACUGAAAAAGCUUUCAUCGUAUCACGUCAAGACACUGCUGUUCCACGAAUCUGACGUUUAUCCGGACUUUCACGAGUGGAGUGCGGAAAAAAUCUCGCGCCGUUUCUUUGGCUUGUUAGAACGACUGAAAAAAGCGCUGAAAGAGGGCAACCUACCACAUUAUUUCAUGCAACCGCCAGAUUUCAAGCAAGUGAAUUUAUUCGCUGAUCUCGACGGGAAAACUUUGUCAGACAUGUUGGACGUUGUAGAAGACAUUAUGGAAAACCCAAUGGGUGUUCUUAGGACUGUGGGUCGAGAGAGAAGACAGACAAUGUGGCCUUGGGAGUUAGGCCUGUUUUUACCCGCGGGACUGACCUCCUAAAGUGGGACAGAAAUCCAUUUUUAAUGACCCUCAUGAUCACAGCUGGCUGGCGAGAAACCAAAUCAUGACACUAAUCCGCCUUAAAUCAAGAGUCAAACCAGCAUGUGUGAACCGGAUCAACUUGAUGGAAGCUACUUCAGCGAGAGUUGGGAACUUGACGAGUUCAAGAAAUCGUCAGAGGAUUAGGAAACAGUCCAGAAAUACUUGACAUUUGUCAAAAUGUUCGCGCUUGGAAGAAUUCAAACUCGUUCACCAAAAGUCAUCAAGUCACGUAGAGCGUAAAAACUAUGCAAUCAAUAGAAGUGUGUCACACAAGAAACGAGCAACAAAGUCGAUUUUCAAAGGUUUUUGUUGUCCUUUUUACGCUUCACGUUUCCAAGUUACCGCGAUUUCGAUCGAGUAUUGCAUUUCAGGAAAGUUAGCCAAGAGUCUUUCGCCUGUUUGCCAAAAGCAUUUUUGUGGGGUUAAUUUUUCUUGAAAACAGAUUGUAAAGUGUAGAAGUUUUGAAAUUUGUUUGCCGCAACAAAGAACACUUUAGCAACAUGCAUCUUCACGGGUUUUUUUUCCGGAGUGAAUCGGGGUGUAACUUCAAGAAUAAGGCUACUCUAGGUUUUCUAAUAAUGCAUUACUUUGAUGUUUUAUCAUUUUUCCUAUCAUGAAAUCCACUGAUGGAAAAAUAGCAUAAAUUCCUCGUAAUAAAUUAUUCAAAGA
Pocillopora damicornis (cauliflower coral) is the source of this 3370-nucleotide messenger RNA. Its product is annotated as cyclic GMP-AMP synthase-like receptor 1. The record is from RefSeq and is a predicted model, not a curated record. Lineage: Eukaryota; Metazoa; Cnidaria; Anthozoa; Scleractinia; Pocilloporidae.